UGCUAGCGCCGCUGUAAAAAUUGCAAAAAUUAUUCAUUGCCAUUAUUUGAUGUGUUAUUACAUUAUUAACAUGUUAUUAGAUGUUAAUUUGAUACACCUCACGAUUAGUUUACCCGAGUGCUGAAUAGUCAUCAGGUUUUUAGCACAAUGAUGAAUUUAUAAGAAACAAGAAAUAAAAUGAGAAGAAGAAUUUGGCAGGCGGCUACACCGGACAUGACGUCACGCUGGUGCCGACAACGCCGGAUGUUUUGCGUAUACAAACACUUGCUCUAUUCCAAAGUCGACAUGACGUCUAAAAGCAUUGAAUGUGCUACGGAUAUGUAUGAAAUACUCACCUCCAAUCUACUGCUGCUGGGAUUCCAUCCUUCAGAUGUUGAGGAAAAGCACAAUAUUAGGUUCAACAGAGAGCUGUUUGAAGUGCCAAAUAGAAAAGCGUUUAAUGUGAUUAUACACUUAAUAUUAUCUCGUCUGGAUGCAGGAAAAGCCAAUGAAACAUUCAGAGAUUGUUGGCCAGUUUAUGACAAAAAACAAGAACAAGUCUUCACUAGAGCUUGCCAACUUUGGAUAAAUGAUAUACGAACAGUUUGUGCUUAUAAUUCUAAGGAAACUCAGUUGCGCCUUCCUACUAUCAAUGCUUCUGCACUACUGUCCCCAUGUGGCAAAAAGAUCUACAUUGUCCUUAUAAUCCUAUCUACAUUCACAUUGUCGAAGCUUCUCAAACCAGAUAGAUGUAAACUACCUGUCCUGACUCCAUCAAAUAGAGCGAUGAAGAAGUCUAUUGAGAAUGCAUUGAUGGCUGAUACCUGUUUACAUCAAGAGAAUUUUUUAAAGAACCAGUACACCUUGCAGGAUAGGCAGAAAGAAUUAAAGGACUUUGCCAGUAAGAGGGGCAUUAUGUUAGCCAAGAGGGAGGAGAUAACUGCAGCUGCGAAGCAUCUAGAAGCUGACAUUUCCACCUUUGUUUCGGCUGACGAUGAAAUGCCUACUGUGUCAUUGGCAAACUCGCCUAAUGAGUACUUAUCAACUUAUGAGAAUAUAAUCAACCAGGAAGCUGCCAGGACGACAUCGUUCGCUAAUGGUGUGAUUACGCUACAGAAGUAUUUUGGAGUUCUGAGGCCGCACUUUAACCUAGAUGUGCAAAGCCUAGCUAGCCAACAGCCGAAUGUUAAUGGAAUGAAGCAGGGGAUAGAUGAGAUAAACUAUCUCAGCUUGAUUCAGCAACUCAACCAAGCACUGAAAUUAUAUUCACUUCAGCUGAAGAGAGUUGACCUUGCCAGCAUGACUGAUCAGCUUUCACCACUAGAGUCGUUACUGGACGUUCACCAUCAACAACUAAAAAAUGUUCAUUCUGCACGAUUCGGAAUGAGAAAUGAUUUGACCAAUAUGAAGUCAAGCAUUCAAACUUGCUGUAACCAGCUUGAUGGCCAUGGUGUUUACAGUGAUGAUGGGAGUAUUAGCAUGAAACAACUAGGUCAUGAAGGCCUAACUCAACCAACGCCAAUAGAUAAGCUAUUCAUGGCCAACUCAAGCGAGACAUAGUUAGUUCAGUGACAUAUUUAAUUUUGCCAAAAACUGUAAAAACUGCAAAAACUGUGCCCGAUUGCCCUCAAUAGCAUUUCACUCGGUGAGAAUUUACAUAACAUUUGUAAAUAUAUGUAUGCUGUUUUACAAAUGUAUGUAUGAACGGCGUUUUAGAUUUAUUAGUCCAGUGACUAUUAUGAUUCUAAUUAGUGAAAAGGAUUAUUGUUCAACAUCGGAAACCAUAUAUGGCACUAUAUAUGCCAACAUUGUAUUUUUUCUAGCCCUUGUAUAAAUAAUUUCUGCUUAAUUGUAAAAACUGUAAAUCUUAAUUAGUGUGACCUACGUACGCGUGUGUGUGUGUGUGUGUGUGUGUGUGUGUGUGUGUGUGUGUGUGUGUGUGCGUGGGUGCGUGCGUGCGUGCGUGUAAUAAUCGGGAGCACAUGAUAUAGAAAGAGUAUGAGUCGCUCGAAACAUGAAAAUUACAUUAGACGUAGGCCUACCUUUGUAUAUCCAAAUUGUUCACACAUUUACAUUUUCAAUUUUCUAUCUAUGCCUAUUCAUAUUUUGGAAAUAUAGUUUCGAAGGUCAUUCAUAUAUCUAGGCGUGGGAGUGGAACAUUUUAAUUAUAUGGGAAUUGGGAAAUACGUAUACCUGAUGAAUUUUUCGUGAUUCGGGAAUAAAAGUCAACCGAUGCACGGGAAUGGUGAAAUUACUGGUUUAUUUAGCCGGAAACUGCGAAAUGGUAUAUUUUUCACCUAGGAACUUGUAAAUGUACCCCACUCCCAAGAGUACAGUCGCAUGUUUUUCUAAUUCCUAACGGUGCUGUCAUGAUGAAUUUAUCCGUUAUAAUCCGUAAUAAAUCUAGCUUACAUUUUGCUUA
Priapulus caudatus is the source of this 2401-nucleotide messenger RNA. Its product is annotated as HAUS augmin-like complex subunit 6. Gene Ontology annotation, cellular component: mitotic spindle microtubule; HAUS complex. The coding region runs from base 178 to 1539 and encodes 453 amino acids. Gene Ontology annotation, molecular function: microtubule binding. The transcript is spliced from 11 exons. Gene Ontology annotation, biological process: spindle assembly. The record is from RefSeq and is a predicted model, not a curated record. NCBI's taxonomy places the organism in Eukaryota, Metazoa, Priapulida, Priapulimorpha, Priapulimorphida, Priapulidae.